Molecule: messenger RNA, 974 nt
Organism: Tachysurus vachellii
Lineage: Eukaryota; Metazoa; Chordata; Actinopteri; Siluriformes; Bagridae
Product: E3 ubiquitin-protein ligase ARIH2-like
Exons: 3
Coding region: 201-671 (156 amino acids)
Source: RefSeq, a predicted model, not a curated record
GCAUGAAUUCUGCAGGAAAAUCCCCUGCUUAUUUUUCUCUGAGUUAAAAACAAACUUUGCCAGUUUUCACCAACUUCAGCAGAAGUGUGUGACAUUAAAUGUAAAUGUAAAACAAACUUUGCCAGUUUUGACCAACUUCAUCAGGAGUGUGUGUCUGAGUUGAUUACUGAGUAAAGGUGCUGCCAAAAAGGAUUGAAGUCAUGAGCCAUUCCACGACAAAGUCAAAGUGUCCAGCUUGUCAUCAGGAAGUUGUCAAGAAAUCGGAUGGACAGUGUGUUGCGUGCCAAUUGUGUUCUAAAGUGAAACGUCGCGUCUUUCGCUUCUGCUGGGAUUGCCAGAGAGAGUGGCCGAAGACAACUUCAACAUACAGCGCCUGCAAUCAGCCAAACUGUGCUCUCCGGGCUGCUCUGCUCUCUGACAUACGGAUCAGUGAUCCCAACAGUUCAGCACAGGGAUGCCCCUAUUUCAGGGCCUGUCCAAAUUGCAAUGCCCUGCUCACACAUGACGGAGAAGGCUGCCCCGAAAUUGAGUGCCCUAAGUGUUCCACAGAAUUCUGCUUUUGUUGUCUUCGCCCAACGUGCAUUGAUUUUGAGUCGAUUGGACACGAUUUCCACGAUGAUGAAGAAUGUACUAUAGUGGAUAACAGUCAGAGUCUAAUGGCACUUCGUUAGUAGAAUCAGUCUGUAGGAGAUAAAAUCAAAAUGUCUACCAUACACAUAAGUAAAAUUUCACAAAUGAUCUACAGACACAUAUAAGCUUUACAUAUACUGUAAGUUGUUAGAAUUCUGCAGGUGGGUCAGACUUCUGGAUGAAGGUUGGGAACCUUUACAACACAGCUUAGGUCAUACUGUGCUUCUAUUUGAUCUCAAAAUGAUUUCACUGUCUUUCUUUGUGCAAACAAAAAAUGUUUGGAAUAAUUCUGUAAAAUGAAUGUAAAUGUAAUCUAUACAUUAAAGAGAAUUUAUAGUUUUAAA